This is a messenger RNA of Synchiropus splendidus (mandarinfish), 5061 nucleotides long. Its product is annotated as protein-tyrosine kinase 2-beta-like. The transcript is spliced from 31 exons. NCBI's taxonomy places the organism in Eukaryota, Metazoa, Chordata, Actinopteri, Syngnathiformes, Callionymidae. Gene Ontology annotation, molecular function: ATP binding; protein tyrosine kinase activity. Bases 264 to 3068 code for a protein of 934 amino acids. The record is from RefSeq and is a predicted model, not a curated record. Gene Ontology annotation, cellular component: focal adhesion; cytoskeleton. Gene Ontology annotation, biological process: signal complex assembly; protein phosphorylation.
CACAUUUUGGAGACACUCACUUACAUUAGGCUCGAACAUGUGGCCAGGGAAGGAACAAUGGAACGGCUGAAGUUGCCUCCUCUGAUUUAGGUCCUGAAUACAGAAAUUUGCUCAUGUGGAGCUACUUGAGGCCGAAUCUUCAGUUAGAGCUACGAUUCACGACCAACAAAGAGACGAUAAAUGUCUGAAUUAAUACUUCAGAACUGACUUUUAAUAGAUUUUUAUGUGUCGACUGGAGCACCGAACAUAGAGACUUGAGAGUCAUGUCUGGGGACAAAAGCACCCUCGCCUGGAGGAGCAUGUCUCCAACCAGAGACCCCUCCACAGAUGAGUCUCCUGUGGUGAGACCCAGUGGCAGCCCAGUGAAGAUCAUCAAAGUGUGUUUCCUUAGCAACAACUGCAACCUUAGCAAGAACUUCAAACUCGUCCGAUGUGAAGAUGGAAACACGGUCAAGGACAUUAUCCACAUAGUGCUUUCCAGCGGGUGUGUCGGCCCGAACAUCAAGCACAUCCUCUGCUAUGGCCUACUCCUCAAACAUCUCAAGUCACCAGAGAAACACUGGCUUCACCCCGACUUGACCGUGUCUGAGCUCACCCAGCGCUACGAGCAGCAGCACCUGGAGGCCGAGUGGAGAUAUGACCUCAGAAUUCGAUACAUCCCCUCAAAAUUCAGUGAAAGGUUUCAAGAUGACAAGACAACAAUGGUCUACUUCUACCAGCAGGUACGGAGUGACUACAUGCAUCAGUACGCCUCAAAGAUGAGUGAUGGCAUGGCUUUACAGCUUGGUUGUCUGGAGAUAAGGCGAUUUUAUAAAGACAUGAACCCAAAGGGGCUGGAGAAAAAGUCAAACUUUGAAUUGCUAGAAAAGGAGGUUGGGUUGGACCUUUUCUUCCCUGAAGAACUCAUCAAAAGCAUGAAGCCCAAGCAGCUGCGGCGGCUGAUUCAACAGACGUUCGAGAACUACUCAACUCUGAACCAGGAGCAGUGCAUGAGCAAGUUCUUCAGCACUCUGUCUCAGUGCUACAGCUUCACUGAAGAGAGUUUUGCUUGCCAAUUAGUGCACGGGUGGAAAGUCAACAUCGAACUUGUCAUCGGCCCUGAAGGCAUCAGUCAACAAACAGAGAACUCAACUCCGGUCUGCAUGGCUACCUUCAGUAAGGUGAGGAGCAUUAGCUGCUCAGCAGAGAGCAGUGGCUGCACUCUGGUCUCCGUCAACAUCGAUGGAGCCCAACAGCCACUGACAGUGAGCACAGUAUCAUUGUCUGUAGCAGAAAACAUGGCUGACCUCAUUGAUGGCUACUGUCGCCUGGAAGGUGCUGAGAACUCGCUCAUCUCCAAGCAAAGUAGAGGGCGAGACAAAAGAAUCAAAUUGCCAGACAUUCCAAAUUGCAGGACUCCCAGUGUCUCUAAUAGAGAUUCAGAUAUUUACGCAGAGAUACCCGAAUACACCUUGGCCAAUGAUGGGAGGCAUUGUAUUUCCAGAGAUGACGUCAUUGUUGGACGGAUCCUGGGCGAGGGCUUCUUUGGAGAGGUCCAUGCCGGAGUUUACAAAGGCCAUGAUGGAGAGCGGAUUAACGUGGCCAUCAAAACAUGCAAAGACUGUUCUCCAGAAGUGAAGGAGAAGUUUCUCAGCGAAGCAGCAUUGAUGAAAAAUCUGGAUCACAGUCACAUCGUCCGACUGAUAGGUGUCAUUGAAGUUGACCCAGUUUGUAUUGUGAUGGAGCUGUAUGCUCUCGGAGAGCUGGGUAACUACUUGGUGGAGCACCAGUUGGACCUGUCUACUGAAACGCUGACCCUCUAUUGUCUUCAAAUCUGCAAGGCUCUGGCCUACCUGGAGGGUCUUAAUAUGGUGCACAGAGAUAUAGCAGUGAGAAACGUCCUGGUGGCAUCACCUACUCAUGUCAUGCUCGGCGACUUUGGUUUGUCUCGCUACAUGGAUGACCAGGAGUAUUACAAAGCUUCUAUUUGCCGUUUACCAAUCAAAUGGAUGGCUCCAGAGUCCAUCAACUUCAGAAGAUUCACUACAGCCAGUGAUGUCUGGAUGUUUGGAGUGUGUGUGUGGGAGAUCUUCUCGGUGGCCCAACAGCCUUUCUUCUGGCUAGAAAACAGUGAAGUGAUAAACCAGCUUGAGUCAGGAGUCCGUCUCCCUAAACCCCAAUCGUGCCCUCCUAUGGUCUACUCGAUGCUGACCAAAUGCUGGUCCUACAGUUCACACAACCGGCCUGCCUUCUCCGAGCUUGUCUGCUCACUGAGUGAAAUUCACAGACUGGUGGUGGACCAGGAGGAGAGAUCAGGCUCUGCCCUAACGUUGGCAGGCUACAGUCUUGCACAACCACCUCCAAAGCCUUCAAGAAUUCCAGGAAACACACUUCCCAAGAGCACCUAUAGAAUGAGCCAAAUGAUGGAGCAGCCUCAAGUGGAGGACACCUUGGAAAGACAGAGGAGAGAGAUGAUGAUGGACAGACAAUGGCUGGAGCGGGAAGAGAAACAAAUGGAUCUUGCAGUGCAGUUGGAGUCCCACACCAAGUCGGUUCUUCCCUUGCAGCCACCUGUCACAAACUCCGAGAGAGACCCUCCUGUGAAGCCUCCCACACCGGCCGCAGCUACAAAGCCUCAGCCCACAGCUGAACUGGACCGGUCAGAUGACCAGGUCUACAUCGGUGUCAUGGCGAUGGUCAGACAAGUGGUCCAGCUGAAGAACAGCAUUAGCACACUUCAGGUGUCAGAGUAUCCUGAUGCUGUCAAAGCCAUUGGUGUCAGUCUCUGUAGUCUGAUUCAAAGUGUCGACGAGAUCCUUCCAGCGCUGCACAGCUCUGCCACCACAGAGAUUGAAGGAACUAAGAAACUGCUGAACAAGGACUUAGCGGAGCUGAUCAACAAGAUGCGACUGGCACAGCAAAAUUUUGUCACGACUCUGAAGGAGGAGUGCCUACGGCAGAUGCUGGCAGCUUCUCACACACUCGCCCUCGACUCCAAAAACCUCCUGGAUGCAGUGGAUCAGGCGAGAAUCCGAGCCAACCUGGCCAAGCCCAAGCCUGCUGCGUGUACAGAUGAUUCCGGGGACUGACCCUGCAACACGUACUGUAUGUUCUCAUUCACACCAUCCAGAAAUGACUCUGCUUGACGACAAGUUACAAAUGGUUUUAUAUACACAACACAUGAUGUAAUAAUAUUUUUUAGCUUUGCAAUUCUCCUUUGCAGUAAACCUGACAGCAGUUGUUUUUUUGUAUAUAGUUAGCCGCUCACUCAUGUUUUAACAAUUGGUAUACUGGAAUUUGAGGUACAAAGAAAUUGAAAUCCCGUUUGAAUUAAAGCUGAAUUAAAACCAUAAGAAUGACAUAUUUUUUAUUUUUUUAUGAGAGGGGUCAUCAUACUAUCUGGACCCACUGAAGUGAACAGUACAUAAAAUGAGGACCUUGGCCGAGGUGCACUGUCCUAGACAUUUCUUGUUACUAUAUUGGUGAUGAACUGCCAAAAAUUUGUGCAACAUAUAAUAAAGGGCCAUAUUAUGGUUUGCCGUGUGUAAAGAAAUAUGAUUCCAGAAUGCUUACUUGAAUGAGAACGGAGAUGCAUGCAUGUAUUUAGUAAUUUAAUUUAAAAAUAAGAUUCAUUAGCCCUCUUCGAAGGCUCUCUGUAUGUAAUGUUUUUUAAGCAACCGCCAGGUGGCACCAAACUCCGGUGAAUCCGGUGUCUCAAGUGAAUACUCGGUCAUAUUAGAACAUCAACUCCUUUUCAAUACAUAAAGCAGCUAUAAUGACAACUAUAACGUUCUCAGUUUUGUUUAAAUCAAUGAAAAAAGUUGAUUUAAGCGGGGAACAGAAACACUCCCGUUUUAUUGUAGAAUCUCAGAGUAGAAAACAUUAGAAAUGUCUGAAAUUAUGAACUAAUGUUAAGCUGUAGUUCACUUAAGUGAGAUGCAAGAAGGGCAACAAGACACAAAAAUGACAGAUAUUCCAUAGUAGGAGCUGCAAUCUUAGAUUUGUAUAUCUGCCUCUACUCAGUCGGGAACUAUUUUAUCAACUCAUUUCUGAUGAGAAGUUCCUGUCGGAAGGAAAAAGGAAAACCGAUUCACUUGGAAAGUGAGAUCAGAAAUAAUUAUGUAAAUGCACCAAAUGAUUAAAAACAGUUUCAAAACUGUCAUAUUGUUAUGUUGAGCCCCUCCCAUCCUUCACAAAAUAAUUACAAAAUAUAUAACAAUAACUACUGUUGGAGACACAAGACUUCUAGGUGUCAUAAAAGCUGAACACAUAAUUUAUUGACGUGAUUGUGAUGAGACAAAAAAUAAAGAAUGUCUCCUCUAACACAUUGUAAAUACUCCAUGACAAAUUAUAUGACAGUUGUAUGGCCAUUAUAUAACAUGUUAUAUAUACGUUAUUGUUAGAUUAUUUGAGAGUCAGUCAAUAUUUCUUCUUAGAUGAUCGAGAGAUUGAAAAGGAGAAGAGUGAUGAGCAGUUCAUAUAAUUCCUGACCCUUAUUCCCACUUUCCCUAUUUUUUCCGAACAGUGUUGCUUGUGUAUGUGUGGGGUCCUUUAUGUAGUGUGUCAUUUUUGUGUUACAGUCGCUAUGUUUUUGAUGACGGACAGUCUAUUAUUUCUGAUCUUUCUCUCCAGUAGUCGGACUAAGUUGUUUACAUGCAUUUUAAGAGACCAAUUUUAGCUGGACUAAUGCAAUAAUUCGGUUUUCUGGGCUGUCAUGUCACUGUCAACACUGCUGAUACCGAGGGUCUGUAUAAAACCAUUGUGUCACCCUCAACAGCUCUGCAUGUCAACUACGCAAACAGACACCAAAAAGGACAGAAAAACUAGUUGCAUAAGAAAACUGUUCACUGUUGUGAGCUGAGACUGCAGCUUUAUAAUUGUCAUUUCAUUCUCACAAAGAUAUUACUGCAAUAUUUAUUUCUCUCAAAGAAAAACAUACCACGACAGGAACAUGAAACAAAAAUCAAGUGGCAUUUACACAUGACAUUAAACUGGAUGUACAUGUUUGCACAAGAUGAAGUGGGUGAAUACCAGUUGUCAUGUGAAAGCAUCAGACUGCACAACAAAGUCUGCUCAUGUCAG